UGAAAAAAGUGAAUAAUCAAUGGAGAUUUAAAAAAAUGUCAUAAACUCAGUGACGUAACUCUGCGUUGGCACUUUAAAGGACAUUCUGUCUUUUUUAAAUACAUUUCUUUACAGUGUAGCGCAGUGGAGAUGAAGCAACGUAGAUGGCACACUUUAAAAGGUGCUCUACAAAGCGCAGCUCGUGCGCAGAACUCCGCUGUCGGUCCCUGGCACUGAUGUGGACGCUCACACUGAAUCCUGUAGACCUGCCUCAGGAACGCACAGUCGAGCCACAAGAUGCGCACUAGGCGCUACAGCUUGGGAGGAGCUUCGGGAUUUUCCCCCCUUGUUAUACGCCACUCUCGAGAGAAGACUCGUUUGCAAAAGGAGAUAUAGGGGGAAAGGUGGAGGCACAGCCGUUAUCUGGCAUCUUCCGAUAAAAUGAGCCCACCAGACACCUCCAACAGCACAAGCGAAGAGGAGGCUGGUGAAACUGAUCCCUGGAUUCUACUUAACGACAGCAUGGGUUUAUACCCACCGGGUUUCCACACUGACAUCACCAAGCACCUUGGAGUCCAAAUCACACUGAUCACAGCUUAUUCCCUAAUCAUUCUACUGGGGCUGCUGGGGAAUGCUCUUGUCAUCUACAUGAUUAUUCGCUACAGAAACAUGAGAACAGUGACCAACUUCUUCAUAGCCAACCUGGCCCUGGCAGACCUCCUGGUAAACGCUCUCUGUUUGCCCUUCACUCUGGUUUACACUCUGCUGGAUGAGUGGAAGUUUGGGUCUGUGUUGUGCCACAUGGUGCCUUUCGCCCAGGCCCUGAGUGUGCAUGUAUCCAUCCUGACCCUGACUGUCAUCGCUCUGGAGCGUUACCGCUGCAUCGUCUUCCACCUUGGUCGGCGCCUCACAUGGCACUCCAGCUUCCUCAUCAUGGCAUUCACCUGGACUAUGUCUGCUGUCCUGGCAGCACCCCUGGCCAUCUUCAGAGAGUACCGCCAUGAAGAGAUCCCUUCCAUCAACCUGCGUAUGGCUGUCUGCUCUGAGAAGUGGCCCCACGGGACUAGCAGGGACGGAGUCAUCUACAGCCUCUCAAUGCUGCUCCUACAGUACAUAAUUCCUUUAGCCAUCAUCAGCUAUGCUUACAUCUGCAUCUGGGUCAAACUGAAGAAUCAUAUCAGCCCGUCCAGCCGUAAUGAUAGCAUCAACCGCCGCAAAAAGACCACCAAGAUGUUGGCGCUGGUGGUGGUGGUGUUUGCUACCUGCUGGCUGCCGUUCCAUGUGUUUCAACUGGCCAGUGAUCUGGACCUGGUGCUCAGGUUUAAGGAGUACAAACUGAUAUAUACAGUGUUUCACAUCAUAGCUAUGUGUUCAACUUUUACCAACCCUCUCCUGUAUGGGUGGAUGAAUAAAAACUACAGGAAUGGCUUCCUCAUGGUCUUCCGUUGUGAGGAUAAGCCAGAUUCCUUCCACCCUGAGGGCUCGUUCAGGACACGCUCCAUAAGAGGGCUGACUCUGAAUGGCCGUAAUGGCGGACACCCUCCGACUGCUGUAUGAGAGUAACACAGUAUAAAAAGCCUGAACACACCUCUGGUUUGUGGUGCUUGUGGUUCAAAAGUAGCCUUUUGACUUGAAUGCUCUGAGCUUGAGUAUCUAUGUCACUGAAGAGAGCUUUGCAUGCGUAUUGCUUUAUGUAAAGCUCUGCUUUCCUUUGUGAAUGAUACUAGUGAAAAUACGUUUGUCAAACCUAUUCAAAUAUGUGUUUAAAUUGUUUACUAGGGUGUUAAUGAACUCGUUACAAUGUAUUAUGUGUUUCCUGUAAAUGCAGAACUUUUGUUGGUAAGUAAUGUCCAAUUAAUUGUGCCCUACAUCGCCUAUCUGAAGCUAUUUAUGUGUUCAUACUAACUGGAGGGAAGAUGGUGAUUAUUGUGACUGUGAAGGAAGAUGAAUUUUUCACACUUGUUUUGAGAUUUGCUCGCUGUUGGGAUGAUUUUCACUUAAUUAGUCCAAAUGCUGUGUUUUGGAUUAAUUCCAAUAUUCUCACAGAAUAACAUUCGAUUUUCGUCCAAGGAGUCCAGAGGAGGAGAUUUUCUGUCCAACCAGGAAGUUAAGAGUGUUCACCUGGCAACCAGCUGUUCCUGAUUAGAUGGACCUUUAAAAGCAGUGGCAUCUUUUACAAAAUGUAUCGAACGCUGACACCAUAUGUAAACAACUCUAAAUCUUUGGGAGUAGUAGGCCGUGCCAGGACAGGAAAGAUAAAUUUCACUCCCUGAACCUGACUGCUGGAAAAUCCAUCUAUAGAUCGGAGGACAGUCUACAUAGAGGCACAAGAGCACUACAUAUUUUGUUUUUAAAAGAAUAGUAAUGAAACCCCCUGAACUGUGUGAAGUAAGAGCAAGAAGUUCUGAAUAUCUUUAUCACAGAAUGUGGGCAGCUCCUUUGAGGAUAUGUAGAAAACCCCCAAAAGGAAUUUGGAAGAAGUCAAAACAUACAAUUCUACACUCAACUCCUAAAGUGUCCUUUGUUAGUGGUCUUUUAUGAACACAGGAAAAUUAAUCAACCAUAAGGCCUCUGGGAACACAUUUUGAGUCCCCAAUGUAUACAACUGCCAGAGGUGAUUUGACCAACAGGAGAAAUGAUAUGUUGUGCAUCCUAAACGUCAAAUAAACAGACCUUUGCUUGGAUAAGGCCUGCAUAAAUGGACUGAAGUAAGGUAAAAUGUCUGUCAGAUUUUGUUUGGGUGCACAGUAAAACUGAAAGUAAUGGCAUUUUACAAAAUGUAUUGAACACUGACUCCAUAUGUAGACUUCUCAAAACCUUUGGGGAUAGUAGUCUGUGCCAUGAUGCAUGUACCCUCCAUACUUUGAGUAUUAGAGGAAAGCUAAACUUUAACUCUCUGCCUGACAGCUGUAAAAACCCAUCUAUAGAUGGGAAGACAGUCUACAUAGAGGGAAAAGAGAAGCAAAGAAUUUUUAUGUUUCUAUAAAAUUGAGGUUAAUCAAAGUUCUACACAUAAAUUAAGACUCCGUUUUGAAAAACAAAAAAUAGCCAGUGGGUCCAAAUAACAUCCAAUAAAGCAUUUAAUGAA
Messenger RNA from Micropterus salmoides (largemouth bass), 3067 nucleotides. It is a transcript of the gene npy7r, whose product is annotated as neuropeptide Y receptor Y7. Lineage: Eukaryota; Metazoa; Chordata; Actinopteri; Centrarchiformes; Centrarchidae. Gene Ontology annotation, biological process: G protein-coupled receptor signaling pathway. Gene Ontology annotation, molecular function: neuropeptide Y receptor activity. The record is from RefSeq and is a predicted model, not a curated record. The transcript has 2 exons. Gene Ontology annotation, cellular component: membrane. Bases 421 to 1536 code for a protein of 371 amino acids.